Messenger RNA from Diospyros lotus (date-plum), 1050 nucleotides. RefSeq names its product protein FAR1-RELATED SEQUENCE 5-like. The record is from RefSeq and is a predicted model, not a curated record. The transcript is spliced from 2 exons. Bases 1 to 1050 code for a protein of 349 amino acids. Lineage: Eukaryota; Viridiplantae; Streptophyta; Magnoliopsida; Ericales; Ebenaceae.
AUGGUCGACAAAGGAAAUGAAAUAUUUGAAAUUGAGGAUGAUGAACUUUUGGGAGAAUCUGAUAAUGUGAGAAUAAUGGAUGAUGUGAACACAUUGGAAGAUGAAUUGUUAGGAGAAGAUGGUCCUACUGUGCCUAAGGUUGGGAUGAAGUUCAAAGAUGAGAAUGCAGUAUUGGGUUUUUACAAAUCAUAUGCUUAUGAUAUAGGCUUUCCAGUUAGGAAAAGGAAUUCGAAAAAUGGUGACGAUGGGGUUGUAAAGUAUGUGACAUUCACGUAUAGUCAAGAGGGUCGAAGAAGUAGCACUGCAAGCACUUCUUUGAAGCCUCAACCAACGACUCAAACAAGGUGUAAAACUAGGUUGUCAGCAUGUUUAGAGACUUAUGGGUUGUGGCGGAUUAACUCUGUCAUUCUUGAACAUAAUCAUCUAAUAAGUCAUUCGAAGUCUAGGUUGUAUCGAUGCAAUCGGGAACUUAGUGCACAUGUGAAAUGCAGACUUGAAGUAAAUGGUGUUGUUGGGAUUUCAUUGUACAAAAGUUUUAAUUCAGCAGUUGUUGAGGUAGAGGGAUAUGAGCAGAUGACUUGUGUGGAAAAAGAUUGUAGAAACUACAUUAAAAAAGUUAGGCGGUUAAGACUCGGGGAAGGAGAUGUUGCAAUACAGGCAUAUUUCUCGAGAAUGCAAAUUCAAUGCCCUGGUUUUUAUUUCAGUAUUGAUUUGGAUGAGGAGGCUCGAUUAAAGAACAUGUUCUGGGCAGAUAAUAGGUGUAGAGAAGCCUACAAGGAGUUCGGUGAUGUUGUCACCUUUGAUACCACAUAUCUCACGAAUAAGUAUGACAUGCCAUUUGCCCCUUUUGUUGGCGUGAAUCAUCAUGGCCAAUCAACAUUACUUGGAUGUGGUUUAGUGUCAAACGAGGAUACCGAGACGUUUGUUUGGCUUUUUAGGACAUGGCUCCAGUGCAUGCAUGGUCAAGCUCUCAUUGGCAUAAUAACUGACCAAGAUAGGGCAAUGCAGAAUGCAAUUCAGAUAGUUUUUCCAAACACUAAGAAUAGAUAG